Molecule: messenger RNA, 588 nt
Organism: Myripristis murdjan (pinecone soldierfish)
Lineage: Eukaryota; Metazoa; Chordata; Actinopteri; Holocentriformes; Holocentridae
Gene: rps15a
Product: ribosomal protein S15a
Exons: 5
Coding region: 154-546 (130 amino acids)
Biological process (GO): translation
Cellular component (GO): ribosome
Molecular function (GO): structural constituent of ribosome
Source: RefSeq, a predicted model, not a curated record
AGACCAUUUAUGUGAUCGUCCUAAACCGCAGCUGCGUAGCAACGACACGGUGUGAUUAUCGUGUCGCUUGUGGCGGCGGUUUGAUCAGAUUUGGGGCUUUAAAGUUGACGUCCCGGGCCUCGGCAGACAGUGCGACCGGGGCUUCUCGGCAUCAUGGUGCGCAUGAACGUUCUCGCGGAUGCGCUUAAAAGCAUCAACAACGCAGAGAAGCGUGGGAAACGCCAGGUCCUCAUCAGGCCGUGCUCCAAGGUGAUUGUGCGCUUCCUGACCGUCAUGAUGAAGCACGGUUACAUUGGUGAGUUUGAGAUCAUUGACGACCACAGAGCCGGAAAAAUUGUCGUCAAUCUCACUGGCAGGCUGAACAAGUGUGGUGUGAUCAGUCCACGUUUUGACCUCCAGCUCAAGGACCUGGAGAAGUGGCAGAACAACCUGCUGCCCUCAAGACAGUUCGGAUACAUUGUGCUGACCACCUCAGCUGGCAUCAUGGACCAUGAAGAAGCCAGACGGAAACACACAGGAGGCAAAAUCCUCGGAUUCUUUUUCUAAAAUGUAAAGAAUGGUGCAAAUAAAACAAGGGGAGUACUUGUA